Rhodofomes roseus is the source of this 696-nucleotide messenger RNA. RefSeq lists its product as uncharacterized. Lineage: Eukaryota; Fungi; Basidiomycota; Agaricomycetes; Polyporales; Fomitopsidaceae. The record is from RefSeq and is a predicted model, not a curated record. Bases 1 to 696 code for a protein of 231 amino acids. The transcript is spliced from 4 exons.
AUGGAACGGUGCAUCUUUGCUGUGCUCAGGCUCCAACUUUCUUGUACACGUACUGAGGGACACGCUGCUCCAUUCUGUCAACAUGAUUUCUGGGAUGAGCUUGACAAGGAGGCGGUGGGUGUCGGUGCAACACUAUUUAACAUAGGCGGGUACAGGGAACUGGCAAGACAUGCAAGGUCCCUGCCGCCUCACCACCUGACCUCCCUCAGCCUCCUGCAGCUGCGGACAACCAUGCAGGCAAAAUCUUUGACAUCCACGUUCGUUCACAGCGACAAAGAGGGGCCCAAAGAGCAGCCCAUGCCUGCUGUCCAGGCUCCUGUAGCCAGGAGGGGCAAAUUAUGCCUGCGGAAGGCUGACACUCACAAUGGGGUCAUCCUGUGUUAUAGGUUGGAUCUCCUAGCUCUAAAUGAAGUCCCACCCUCCAUGAAUGUGUCGGAGAAGACAGCCCCUGCUGACCUUCUUCCAUUCUUCAACUACCUGGAUGUCCCAGUUCCUGGGUGGACAGAGAAGGAUGACUGGGAAGAAGCUGAGAAGACAAUGAUGGCUGUCUGCUCGCUGUGCGACUAUUACUACGGAGGUCUCACUGGCUCAGACAACCUUCGCAGGCAUGUCAACAACUAUCACCGUGAGGAGUACAUGAAGCACAUCGAGGAGAAAGGUUUCCCCAAUCAGCUGGUGAGCUAUAAGAACAUGUGA